Molecule: messenger RNA, 1156 nt
Organism: Nothobranchius furzeri (turquoise killifish)
Lineage: Eukaryota; Metazoa; Chordata; Actinopteri; Cyprinodontiformes; Nothobranchiidae
Product: olfactory receptor 1E16-like
Biological process (GO): detection of chemical stimulus involved in sensory perception of smell; G protein-coupled receptor signaling pathway
Cellular component (GO): membrane
Molecular function (GO): olfactory receptor activity; odorant binding; G protein-coupled receptor activity
Source: RefSeq, a predicted model, not a curated record
CUUAGAUAAUGAACAAGAAGGGGAUAUGAAAAACACUACAGAAGAGCUCCAGUGUCUGCAGCAGCUUUGUCUCGACUGACGGAGCUUAGAUUCGCUACAGGUUGACUACACAUUUGAAAUGGACCUGUUCAACUCCGCUCUUGGCAUAAAUAUCACCUUCAUCCGACCUGCAUAUUUUAUAAUAAGUGGAUUUAUUGGCAUUCCUUAUAUGAAGUACUACUAUGUUUUUCUCAGUUUUGUCUAUAUUGCUUCAGUCCUUGGAAACACAGUAGUAAUGGUUCUGAUCUACUUGGAUCAUAACCUCAGAACUCCUAAAUAUGUAGCAGUUUUUAACCUUGCAUUUGUGGACCUGUUGGGUAACACAGUUCAGGUGCCGAAGGUGCUCGACAUCUUUUUGUUUAAUCACUUUAACAUCUCCUAUAAUGACUGCUUGACAUUCCUGUUUUUCUGCUUUACUUGCCUUUCAAUGCAGGCUCUUAACCUGGUUGCUCUCUCCUACGACCGGGUGGUGGCUAUCAUGUUUCCUCUGCACUAUCAGACAAAGGUUACCCACAGAUUUAUGUUUAGUUUGAUCGCCUUUUUCUGGCUGUUUGCUAUAAUAGCUCUUCUGGUUGCUGUUGGUCUUCUCACCAGACUCUCCUUCUGUGAUUCAGUUGUAAUUAACAGCUAUUUCUGUGAUCAUGGUCAAAUAUACAGACUUGCGUGCAACAACAAUUUUCCCAAUUCUGUCAUCGGUUUCUUGUUGCCAUUUCUCAUUCUUUGGCUUCCUCUGUUUGUCAUCUUGUCCAGUUACAUUUGUAUUGGCUAUGCUUUAGUUAAAGUAGUGACAGUUAACGAACGAAUGAAGGCCUUCAAAACCUGCACAGCUCAUCUUUCAUUAGUGGCGAUCUAUUUUAUCCCUAUAUUAAUCACAUUUACCAUGAGUGCAAGAAUACAUCCUAAUGCCAGGAUAAUCAACUUGUCUCUGACUUCAGUGUUUCCACCCAUGUUAAACCCAAUUAUUUAUGUUUUGCAAACACACGAAAUCAAAAGUUCAUUGAAGAAAAUUUUUAAAUUCAUCAGGCGAUCCAAAAUUUUAGUUAAAGGAGAUCGGACAUAGUCCAAAAUUCAAUUUUGUUUUUACAUUUAUUUUGAUUGUACUUAUUGCAGGUUUCUU